Messenger RNA from Solenopsis invicta (red fire ant), 636 nucleotides. RefSeq names its product secreted RxLR effector protein 161-like. The transcript has a single exon. Bases 1 to 636 code for a protein of 211 amino acids. NCBI's taxonomy places the organism in Eukaryota, Metazoa, Arthropoda, Insecta, Hymenoptera, Formicidae. The record is from RefSeq and is a predicted model, not a curated record.
AUGUACCUAUCAGUCGGAACACGACCUGACAUUUCGUACCCUGUCAGUAUUUUGAGCAAGUUUCUUGAAGUACCAUUAAGGGAGCACUGGACAGCAGCGAAGAGAAUUUUAAAAUAUUUGAAGUCAACGCCCAACUUGGGGAUAGUCUACAAUAGAAUGACUUCUAAGCCCAAUCAAUUGAUUGCUUAUUCAGAUGCCGACUACGCAUCAUGCUUGGAUACACGCAAGAGUACCAGUGGAGUCAUACUUAUGCUGAACGACGGACCAAUAAUAUGGUCAUCACGCAAGCACAUUGUAGCAACAUCGACAACUGACGCAGAAUAUGUGGCCGCCUAUGAUGCAACUAAGGAAGUUGUCUGGUCACGACAAUUACUCAAGGAUAUUGGAGUCGAACAAUUUGAACCGACUACUCUUUUUUGUGACAACGCAGCAACUCAGAAGCUAAUCGAAAAUCCUAUUUUCCACAGGAAGUCAAAGCACGUUGACAUAAAAUUCCACUAUACUAGAGAAUUGGUCAAACAGAAGCAAAUUAAGAUUCAACACGUGUCAACACAGUCGCAACUAGCCGACAUCUUAACGAAGCCCUUGGCACGGGGAAAAUUUGAAAUUAAUCCAAAUCAAUUAAAUUUGAUGUAA